AUGCAGGUGCGGGCCACCGCUGCUGUGCAGUCCCACAUGCUCAUGGUACCAGGGUCCUGCUCCACACCGUCGUCCAGGAGGCCCGUCAUGUCCAGCACUCGCAGGGCAUGCUUCCUGGGAGCACGGGGGACCUCUCUGCACCACCACCGCAACGCCGCCCCAGCCCAGGGCCUGAGGGCCCCUCAGCAAGGCCCGGCUGCAGUGGGCACAUUCCUGCAACAGCUGCUGGAAGCUGAGCAGCGGGAAGGGCCAUGUGUGCACCAGCUCGCGAAGCACAACAGUCUUCUUGUCCAUGAAGGCCACCUUGAACAGCAGGGGGAAGAGCUCUCGAGGCAGCAGGGGCAGGGCCUGGCAGGCAGCUGGCUGGCACUGGAGCACCUGCCGUGUGCUCAGGAACACAAGGGGAGCAGUCUGGCUCCAGAGGCCCCGCGCUUCCCAACCUCAUGCACAACGCGAGUCCUCAGGGCACUGGUUCUGGAGGCGCCCGGAACGCCAACCCCCGGCCUUGCGCUGCCUGGAGACAAACGUCGCGAGGACGACUCAUACCUCGCUGUGACAGGACCGAGCGACCAGCACCUGCCACGAGAGGAAGCGAGAGCAGCCAGUGUGGUCACCGUGGGAGGAGCCUCCGUGCAGGGGCCGCCGCCCCCUCCCGCGCGGCCCGCGCCUCCCGGCGUCUCCCCGAAGACGCCCCCGCCUGGGUCCUCCCAGCCUCGAGCCGCGGGAGACCCUCGAGGCGACGCCCUCCGCCUCCCCGACGCGAUCUGCCCCUCGAAGCCGGAGGACGUGGAGGCGGCGCCGGAGGAGACCCGCGCGCUCUACCGAGAGUACCGCGUCCUGAAGGGGGCCCUGGGCGGGGCCGGCGGCGUGGGACCUCGCAACCCCGAGCAGUCGCUUCCCGCCGCGGCGCAGGAGGUGCCGGAGCCCAGCUGCUGGGGGCCGCACUUGAAUCGGGCUGCGGCCCAGAGUCCACCCGCUCCUCCCCGUGGGACAAGUACUGUGGGGUCUGUGCCCGACUACGGGAAGAGGCUCAAGGCCAACCUGAAGGCCACUCUGCAGGCUGGGCCAGUCCUGGGCCACAUACCCCGACCUCCACGAAGACCCUCGUCCAAGAUGCCCUCCCCAGGGCCACCGGGCACAGGGGCUGCCCCCGUCUCUCCAGAAGAAGUCAGUGAGGUCCCCCUCCAGCCUCGUGGGCCUCGGCUGAGGCCAGGCUGCCUCCAGCAGCUACAGGCAUCCCUGAGCCUACGACUGUGCUCUCUAGACCCUGACUGGCUACAGCGGUGUCAAAACGGGGCCCCAGAUUUCCUGGGGGCUUCUGAGGCCUGCCAGCCUAACCUGAGUGUAGAGGACUCACAACCUCUGGCUUCAGGUGUCCCGCCUGUCCUUGGUCCCGGCGCUGGCCCUGAGACUCAAGCCCUACAGACAGCCAGAGUCCGUGCAGAGAGCCCCCAACCUGGCAACAGACAAGGCAAGAAGUGGACAUGGAAUAGGGAACCAGAAGGGAGUCCUACGCAGGCCCAGCAGGACAGCGGUCACGCGGGACCUCUGCCUGAGGAAGCUGGGGCUCCAGAACACGCAGAAGCCUGCCCAGGAGAACCCGUGGGGGCACAGCCCCCCAGUGGCCCCACAGCCCCCAGGCCAGCUGUCCAGAGCGGAGGUAAUUACGUGCGGCUCAACAUGAAGCAGAAACGCUACGUUCGGGGCCCGGCGCUCCGUGGCAGGCUGCUCCGAAAGCAGAUGUGGAAGCAGAAGUGGCAGAAGAAGAGGGAGUGUUUUGGGGGUGCUCAGCCCAGAGCCACAGUCAAGAAUUUUUGCUUCCGGUGUGGACAGCUAGGCCACUGGUCAUCCCGGUGCCCCCAGUCAAGUGAAACUUCUACUCUGGAGCCUGCUCUGGGUCCCCAGAAGAGCGGUGACAAUGAAGACGACGUGCAGACCCAGCUCGUCGCGGACGAAGCAGUGCAGAGGACAGGCACUGCCGGCUGCCAGCAACCUGUGAGUGAGAUAGACACGGAGCCUGCUGGGCCUGAGCUGCUGGUGACUGUGCAGCCUGUGCCCCAGGCACACUGCCAGCACCACCCCGUGCCACCACUCUACCCACCGGGGCCCUCGGGACAAGUGGCAGAGACACCGGCUGAAGUGUUCCAGGCCCUAGAGCAGCUGGGGCACCAAGCCUUCCGCCCUGGGCAGGAGCGUGUGAUCAUGCAGAUCCUUUCUGGCAUGUCCACGCUGCUGGUGUCGCCCACUGGUGCCGGCAAGUCCCUGUGCUAUCAGCUUCCCGCGCUGCUUUACGCCCGGCGGAGCCCCUGCCUCACACUGGUCGUCUCUCCCCUCCUGUCUCUCAUGGAUGACCAGGUGUCUGGCUUGCCCCCGUGCCUGAAGGUGGCCUGCAUCCAUUCAGGCAUGACCAGGAAGCAGCGUGAGUCUGUCCUGAAGAAGGUUCAGGCAGCACAGGUGCACGUGCUGAUGCUGUCGCCAGAGGCGCUGGUUGGGGCUGGGUUGGGGACCUCUGGCUGCCUCCCUCAGCUGCCUCCGGUCGCUUUUGCCUGUGUCGAUGAGGCCCACUGCCUUUCCCAGUGGUCCCACAACUUCCGGCCCUGCUACCUGCGUGUCUGCAAGGUGCUGCGGGAACACCUGGGUGUGCGCUGCUUCCUGGGUCUCACGGCCACGGCCACACGCAGCACCUCGAGAGAUGUGGCCCAGCAUCUAGGCGUGGCCGAGGAGCUUGUCCUCCGUGAGCCGGUCACUGUCCCUGCCAACCUGUACCUCUCUGUGUCCAUGGACAUAGACCCAGAGCAGGCUUUGGUGACAUUGCUGCAGAGUGACCGCUUUCGUGCUCUGAGCUCCAUCAUCAUCUAUUGCAACAGACGCCAGGACACAGAGCGUGUCGCCGCACUGCUCCGCACCUGCCUGCAUGUGUCCCAGGACCUGGGGCCCAGAGGCCAGGUCCCUGAGGCCAUAGCCAAAGCCUACCACGCCGGCAUGUGUCACCGGGAGCGGCGGCAGGUGCAGCAGGCCUUCAUGGACGGCAGGCUGCGGGUGGUGGUGGCCACGGUGGCCUUUGGGAUGGGGCUGGACCGGCCGGACGUGCGGGCUGUGCUGCACCUGGGGCUGCCCGCGAGCUUGGAGACCUACGUGCAGGCUGUGGGCCGGGCUGGGCGUGACGGCCAGCCUGCGCACUGCCACCUCUUCCUACAACCCCAGGGCCAGGACCUGCAGGAGCUACGGAGACGCGUGCACGCCGAUGCAGCCGACUUUCUCGCCGUGAAGAAACUGGUCCAGUGCGUGUUUCCCCCCUGCACCUGUGCCCCAGCCCAACGGCCUCCAGAGAAGGACGGAGCCGGAAGCCAGAAGACACCUGUGGCCGGGUCCCUGAGGGAGGCUGAGCAGCCCAGCAGCCAGCGUGCAGCCCGGUGCCCAGGCCACCAGCGGGCACUUCCGGUGCAGCCGCUGGUGCAGGCCCUGGACAUGCCCGAGGAGGCCAUUGAGACCCUGCUGUGCUACUUGGAGCUACACCCACGAUGUUGGCUGGAGCUGCUGGCACCCACCUACGCCCGGUGCCACCUGCGCUGCCCUGGGGGUGCCCCCCAGCUCCUGGCUCUGGCCCACAGGUGUCCCCUCCUGGCUGUAUGUUUGGCCCAGCAGCCGCCGGAGAACACAGGUGGGGGAGGCUGUUCUGUAGAGUUUGACGUUGUGAAGCUGGCGGACUCGGCGGGCUGGAAGCUGGCGUCAGCACAGCGGGCUCUCCGUCAGCUGCAGUGGGAGCCCGAGCCCACGACAGGUGCGCCCUCCCCCCGGCCCACUCGGCCCCGGACCUGCUUGCCGCCCACCUGCCCGCAUGUGAUGAGCUCUCUGGCAGGUGCACGUCGGGACACGGGGGUGCAGGUGGAGUUCCGGGAGCUCGCCUUCUGUCUGCGCAGUCCUGGAGACCUGACAGCCCCCGAGAGGGACCAGAUCUGUGACUUCCUGUACGGCCACAUACAAGCCCGAGAGCGGGAGGCCCUGGCCAGCCUGCGCCGCACCUUCUGGGCCUUUCACAGCGUGGCCUUCCCCAGCUGCGGGCCCUGCUUGGAGCAGCCCAGUGAAGAGCGCAGCACCAGGCUCAAGGCCCUGCUCAGCUGCUACUUCAAGGAAGAGGGUCCCGGGGACACGGAAGACGAUCAGGACCCGGAGCCAGGACAGGCAGGGAUCCAGGACUGGGAGGACCAGGUUCGCCGGGACGUGCGCCACCUUCUGUCCUCGUGGCCAGAGCAGCAGUUCUCAGGCAGGGCUGUAGCCCGCAUCUUCCACGGCAUCGGAAGCCCCCGCUUCCCAGCGCAGGUGUAUGGGCGGGACCGGCGCUUCUGGAGGAGACACCUGUGCCUGAGCUUCCCCGCCCUGAUGCGCUUGGCCACAGAGGAGAUCCUGCGCUGGGGCCGCUGACCACCGUGCUAUGGGCCGGCCCUGCUCCCCCACCUCAGACGCCUCCACAGCCUGUGGCCUGGCCACAGUGUGGAGGGGGUCAGGUGUGGCUGUGCGUCAGGGGAAAGGGACCUUGGUGGCCACGACAAUGACUACCCUGGGGAAAACCCACCAUCAGAAGUGCAGGGGCAAGGAGGCCCCAAAAUGCAGAAUAAAAAAUGCUCAAGUCA
This is a messenger RNA of Lutra lutra (Eurasian river otter), 4631 nucleotides long. RefSeq names its product RecQ like helicase 4 (gene RECQL4). The transcript has 25 exons. The record is from RefSeq and is a predicted model, not a curated record. Bases 1 to 4422 code for a protein of 1473 amino acids. Gene Ontology annotation, cellular component: cytoplasm; nucleus; chromosome. Gene Ontology annotation, biological process: telomere maintenance; double-strand break repair via homologous recombination. Gene Ontology annotation, molecular function: 3'-5' DNA helicase activity; nucleic acid binding; ATP binding. NCBI's taxonomy places the organism in Eukaryota, Metazoa, Chordata, Mammalia, Carnivora, Mustelidae.